Messenger RNA from Dipodomys ordii (Ord's kangaroo rat), 1578 nucleotides. RefSeq names its product choline phosphotransferase 1 (gene Chpt1). Gene Ontology annotation, biological process: phosphatidylethanolamine biosynthetic process. Gene Ontology annotation, cellular component: Golgi apparatus; endoplasmic reticulum membrane. Bases 1 to 1425 code for a protein of 474 amino acids. Lineage: Eukaryota; Metazoa; Chordata; Mammalia; Rodentia; Heteromyidae. The transcript is spliced from 11 exons. Gene Ontology annotation, molecular function: diacylglycerol cholinephosphotransferase activity; ethanolaminephosphotransferase activity. The record is from RefSeq and is a predicted model, not a curated record.
AUGUUUAUGACAGGACGUCCACUGUCCAAGUCGUGCAUUGUGAGGCAGAUUGGGGUCAUCAAGCUGGUGUCCAAAGAUCCGCAGAAUCUUGUCCUCACUCUCAACACGCCAGGCUCUGCAGCGGCGUGGUCCUGCAGGGGUGCGUGGGCACACCGCGAGGCGGAGGAACCAUCCAGCCACAAAGACUUUAAUGAGGCCAUUAAUGAGGCUAAGAAACCGGACCUCCGGGGCAGAUGCCGGACGCCUCUGGCAGCAGGCAGACACGCCCACAGGUCCGAUCUGUCCAAUCAGCGACAUUUGGAGGCGUGGCGGCUGGAGGAGCACCGCUACUGCGCGGCGGGCGCCUCGCUGCUGGAGCCGCCGCUGCAGCUCUACUGGACCUGGCUGCUCCAGUGGAUCCCGCUCUGGAUGGCGCCCAACACCAUCACCCUGAUCGGCCUCGCCGUCAACAUGGUCACCACGCUGCUGCUCGUCUCCUACUGCCCCACCGUCACCGAGGAGGCGCCAUACUGGACGUACCUUUUAUGUGCCCUGGGACUCUUUAUCUACCAGUCACUGGAUGCUAUUGAUGGCAAGCAAGCCAGAAGAACAAACUCUUGUUCUCCCUUAGGAGAACUUUUUGACCAUGGUUGUGACUCUCUCUCCACAGUAUUUAUGGCCGUUGGAGCUUCAAUUGCUGUUCGCUUAGGAACUCAUCCUGACUGGUUGUUUUUUUGCUCUUUUAUUGGGAUGUUUAUGUUUUAUUGUGCUCAUUGGCAGACUUACGUUUCAGGAGUGUUGAGGUUUGGAAAAGUGGAUGUAACUGAGAUUCAGGUAGCUUUAGUGAUCGUCUUCGUGUUGUCUACAUUUGGAGGAGCAACAAUAUGGGACUAUACGAUUCCCAUUCUAGAAAUCAAACUGAAGAUCUUUCCAGUUCUUGGAGUAGUCGGUGGAGCGAUAUUUUCCUGUUCAAAUUAUUUCCAUGUUAUCCUCCACGGGGGCGUUGGCAAGAAUGGAUCUACUAUAGCAGGUACCAGUGUCUUGUCACCUGGACUCCACAUAGGACUCAUCAUUAUACUGGCAAUAAUGAUCUAUAAAAAAUCAGCAACUAAUGUGUUUGAAAAGCAUCCUUGUCUUUAUACCCUAAUGUUUGGGUGUGUCUUUGCUAAAAUUGCACAAAAAUUAGUGAUAGCUCACAUGACCAAAAGUGAACUGUAUCUUCAAGACACUGUCUUUGUUGGGCCAGGUCUUUUGUUUUUAGACCAGUACUUUAAUAAUUUUAUAGAUGAAUAUAUUGUUCUAUGGAUAGCAAUGGUCCUUUCUUCAUUUGACAUGAUGAUCUACUUUAGUUCUUUAUGCCUGCAAAUUUCAAGACACCUUCAUCUAAGUAUCUUCAAGACUUCAUAUCAUCAAGCACCUGAACAGGUUCACAAGCAUAUUGACUGACUAAUAAGCCAAGGAAAAGAGGAGAAGCAGUUAGGGGAACCUAGGAGUGAAGGAAAUCCCCCUAUGCAGGAGGUUCAAGUUCUUUCUUCAAAGAGUCAUCAGAAUAUCAUGGACUGAAGAGACUUUCGAACACUUGCCAUCUCUUGCUGCUGC